Molecule: messenger RNA, 1887 nt
Organism: Apaloderma vittatum (bar-tailed trogon)
Lineage: Eukaryota; Metazoa; Chordata; Aves; Trogoniformes; Trogonidae
Gene: DRD1
Product: dopamine receptor D1
Exons: 1
Coding region: 497-1852 (451 amino acids)
Biological process (GO): G protein-coupled dopamine receptor signaling pathway; vasodilation; adenylate cyclase-activating adrenergic receptor signaling pathway
Cellular component (GO): plasma membrane
Molecular function (GO): G protein-coupled receptor activity; dopamine neurotransmitter receptor activity, coupled via Gs
Source: RefSeq, a predicted model, not a curated record
GACAUUUAGGAAACUAGAGAAAAAGCACCUCGUACAGUACGCUUCAGUAAAUAUGAAGGGCUAGUGCAGUGGACGCUAGAAACACUCGAUCAAUAGCCUAUUUAAGUGGGAAUAUAUGCAAGCAUGGAGAAGUGAUUGCUCUCCUGUCUGUGGGGUGUAUUUGCAGAGGACAGCAGCAGAACAUUUGCAGGUGAGCUGCCUGAAUUUGGCUACUUCAUGCUGGGGUGGUGCAGUGUGUUUCUGAAGGGAUUGCUUAAAAAAACAGUCUGCAGGGUGACUGCGGUUGUGCAUUUUCAGUUCCUUCUCAUAGAGCUUUCGGUGUUCAGGAUGAUUCAAAGUGGGUGAAGUCCAUCUAGGGGUGAAGAAACUGUAAGAAAGGACCUUUGGUCUGUUUAGUGAUGAGUAAUUAAUGGACGUCUGAUGUCUCUGACCUCUGCAAGGCGAGGAGCUGAUGUCGUCAUGAAAAUCAUGAUAUGAUUUUCCCUCAGGAGAAACUAUGACUUGGAACGACACCACUAUGGAUGGGGAAGGGUUGCUGGUGGAAAGGGACUCUUCCUUUCGAAUCCUCACGGGCUGUUUCCUCUCACUACUGAUCCUCUCCACGCUGCUGGGAAACACGCUGGUCUGUGCAGCUGUCAUUAGGUUUCGCCACCUCAGGUCAAAGGUGACCAACUUCUUUGUCAUCUCCUUGGCUGUGUCUGAUCUCUUAGUGGCGGUUCUGGUCAUGCCUUGGAAAGCUGUGGCAGAGAUCGCCGGCUUCUGGCCUUUCGGUUCAUUUUGCAACAUCUGGGUGGCCUUUGAUAUUAUGUGCUCAACAGCCUCCAUCUUAAAUCUCUGCGUCAUUAGUGUGGACAGAUACUGGGCCAUUUCCAGCCCAUUUAGGUACGAGAGGAAAAUGACCCCCAAGGCAGCCUUCAUCAUGAUCAGUGUGGCGUGGACUUUGUCUGUGUUGAUUUCCUUCAUCCCUGUGCAGCUGAACUGGCACAAGGCUACAACCACAAGCUUUUUGGACCUAAAUGCCAGCUUACAAGGUGUAAGCAUGGACAACUGUGAUUCUAGCCUAAACAGGAUGUAUGCCAUCUCCUCAUCUCUAAUUAGCUUCUAUAUACCUGUGGCCAUCAUGAUAGUAACUUACACGAGGAUAUACCGGAUUGCUCAGAAGCAAAUACGACGCAUCUCGGCUUUGGAGAGAGCAGCAGUGCAUGCCAAGAACUGCCAGAACACGAGCGGCAACAGAAGCAGCAUGGACUGCCAGCAACCAGAGAGCAACUUCAAAAUGUCCUUCAAGAGGGAAACGAAGGUUUUAAAGACUUUGUCGGUGAUCAUGGGGGUGUUUGUGUGCUGCUGGUUGCCAUUUUUCGUAUUGAACUGCAUGAUUCCCUUUUGCGAGCCUACUGAACCAUCCAAGGGAGCAGAAGCUUUCUGCAUUGAUUCCACCACCUUUGAUGUUUUUGUUUGGUUUGGAUGGGCUAAUUCUUCCCUCAACCCCAUCAUUUAUGCCUUCAAUGCUGAUUUCCGCAAGGCAUUUUCUACCCUUCUAGGAUGCUACAGGCUCUGCCCUAUGUCUGGCAAUGCUAUAGAAACUGUCAGUAUUAACAAUAACGGAGCAGUUGUUUUUUCGAGCCAACAUGAGCCCAGAGGGUCCAGCCCCAAAGAGUCUAAUCUGGUUUAUCUGAUUCCACAUGCAAUUAUCUGUCCGGAAGAAGAACCUCUCAAGAAGGAAGAAGAGAGUGAACUAUCUAAGACCUUGGAGAAAAUGUCUCCAGCACUGUCGGGUAUCUUGGAUUAUGAAGCUGAUGUUUCUUUGGAAAAGAUCAACCCCAUUACACAAAAUGGACAGCAUAAAACCUGAACAGUAAGGUUUAGCCAGCAAGACCUAAUAGUGUA